AUGGGCAACUCUGCACCGAACAUGCAGCUGCCAGACGCAGCGGCCAUCCUCCAGUCCGGUCGCGUUCACGAUGUCGACCGCAUGCAGGCUUGGACCUCAAUGCACAAGUUCAGCAAGCAGUAUGGCGGGCUGUUCGCAUGUACACUUGGGGGCGAAACGCACAUCUGGGUCGCAAGAGAAGAUGUUGCGCAAGACUUAAUGGUCAAGAACGCUGAGCUGAGUUCGGCGAGGGCAGAUAUUGGGUCUUUCCCAGGUGUGACACAGGACUUUUUGUACUUGCCUCUGCUCGGAUACACAGAUCACUUCCACCGUCAAAAAAGAUUCGCAAACGCAAUGAUGACCCGCGCAGCUAAGAACCAAUACUACGGUCACAUUCAGCUUGAGAUGAAGCGCUUCAUGCACGAGCUCUCCCAAAAGCCAGAAGACUUCUUCACUCUCACCCAUCUCUUCUGUGCUAGAAUCAGCUCUCGCCUCGCGUAUGGCACCGCCGAUCGUUCAAUAGAGCACAUGAUCAACGCCGGCGCCUUCAUCUCCCAACUUGGCCCUUCUGGGCCCAUCCCUAAUCUCAUGCCGUUCCUAAGAUACUUCCCUGAGUGGAUGGCGCCGGGUCAGCGCGGAGUGCGAGAACGCCGAGAUAAGGAAUCAGCGCUGUGGAAGGACGCAUUCGAUCUGGCAAAAGCAUCCAAAGAUAAGGCAAUUUACACCACCGCAAGCUUGGAUACCAAAGCUAUUGGCUCCGAUACCGACCUUCUCUUCGCUGACGAGGAGGAGGCCAAGGCUGCAGUAGGCAUGCUCUGCACUGUCGCGAUCUAUACUAUUGGCGGACCGGCGACGCUGUUCGUCAUGGCUAUGAUCCUACAUCCGGAAUGGCAAGCCAAAGUGCGUCAGCAAAUUGAUGAGGUAGUUGGAAAGGAUGAGAUGGUGGACUUUAAGCACAGUCCACGGUUACCGAUUUUGAGGGCAGCUAUCAAGGAAUGUGUGAGAUGGAAGAGUACUGUUCCACUCGGCGUCCCCCGCCUACUCUCGAAGAACUACACCCACUCUGGCUACCAUUUUCCCCGCGGCGCCGUCGUCCACGUUCUCGACAUCGCCAUGGCUCAAAACCCCACCACUUAUUCCUCUUCCCCUCCCUCCGUCUACGACCCCUCCCGCUGGCUCGACCCCUCGUCUCCCAAUUUCAAGUCUCCACUUACCGAACACCCACGCUUGAAAGGCCAUCAUAUCUUUGGGAGGGGCAAGAGAGUGUGUCCUGGCCAGGAUCUUGCGGAGGCGGAGCUGUUGGUCUUUUGUGGGAACUUGGUCAAGAAUUUUCAACUUGGGAAGAAAGAUGGAGUAGAGAUUGGGCCGGACCAAUGGACACCGCAUGUCAUCGGGGGACCGUUGCCGUUCCCCUCCCUCUUCUACGAGGCCGAAGUCCGCUACGGUAUUCUCAAACUCUUCCUGAAGAACUUCGACAUCGCUGCCAGUGUCGCAAGGGCCAGCCUGGCGCGCACUCAGCAAGACGACUCCACAUUACCCGCCUACACCUAUCGAUCUCUCAAAAAAGAAGAUGAAAUACGCAUCUUCAAAGUCGAGAAGACAGGACCGAGCGAGUGGCAGUACGACAUCGAACACACAAGAUUAGCCAAUGCUCCACCCUUCGAAACCGUUUCAUAUGUCUGGGGUCCGGACACUCGCCAGAAUAUCCUGUGUCUAAAAGACGGUCAGACGAUACGGACCAACGAUAACCUUGCUAAGGCACUGCCUUAUCUCUCAGCAGAAUGCAAGACUGGCUAUCUCUGGAUCGACCAAAUCAACAUCAAUCAGUCUAGUACGCAAGAGCGCAAUCAUCAAGUCAAGAUGAUGGGUGAUGUCUACAAGAAGGGUGAAAGAGUCAUAGCUUGGUUGGGCAUGGGAGCAAGACCUAGCAAACAACUUCUCGCUCUCAUCACGAAAAGAUCAUGGAUCGACUUCUUCAAUGUUCUCCACAAGACUUCGUCGCGAUUUUAA
Molecule: messenger RNA, 1989 nt
Organism: Alternaria novae-zelandiae
Lineage: Eukaryota; Fungi; Ascomycota; Dothideomycetes; Pleosporales; Pleosporaceae
Exons: 7
Coding region: 1-1989 (662 amino acids)
Molecular function (GO): monooxygenase activity; oxidoreductase activity, acting on paired donors, with incorporation or reduction of molecular oxygen; iron ion binding
Source: RefSeq, a predicted model, not a curated record